Molecule: messenger RNA, 1635 nt
Organism: Penicillium cinerascens
Lineage: Eukaryota; Fungi; Ascomycota; Eurotiomycetes; Eurotiales; Aspergillaceae
Product: protein arginine methyltransferase RmtB
Exons: 4
Coding region: 1-1635 (544 amino acids)
Biological process (GO): peptidyl-arginine methylation
Cellular component (GO): nucleus
Molecular function (GO): protein-arginine N-methyltransferase activity
Source: RefSeq, a predicted model, not a curated record
AUGGCAUCCUCCAGUGCUGCUCAGCCCCCUGUGGACGAUGUUCCCGCCGAUUUGCGCUCGGUAUCGGACGAUUCCGACUCUGGCAACGAGGAAGGUUGGGAAGAUGUCGAGCCCGACGAUGAGUCGCAGCCCGUUGUCGGACUUUUCACAGAGCAGGUCUUCCCUGAUGUGCGCUCCAUGAUAGAAGAUUGCAAGGAGAAGCACAAUUUCGACCUGCUGAAGAUCCAGAAGGACCUUGGCCUGGACUUCCUGGAUACCAUUAAAUUGGUUAACUACGUGCGCUCCGAAGUUAAGGCCGGAAACAAGACCCCCGAUGUUUCGUCCAAGGUCAAAUUUGCCGACGAUGCGUAUAUGAAGCCCGUGCUGGAGGACGAUGCUCUUCUGUACAGUCUUGACGACAUCGCGCAGGAUCAGGACGCAGAACCCGCAUCUGGUAACGAGGCAGAGCGCAAAGUUAUUGAACUUCAGGAGGAUCUGGAACGAUUGCAGACUCAGUUUUCCGAAUACAGAUUGGCAGUGCAGAAGUCACUGGCAGACCAGUUGAACAAGGAGGAUGAGAAGCUUGAGCCCGGUGCUUAUGUGAAGAGGUCCCCCGCCGACAAGAUUGGGGAGGCCGAUGAAGAUUACUUCACCUCUUAUUCCUACAAUACAAUCCACGAGUCCAUGCUGAAGGACACUAUUCGUACCGAUGCCUAUCGCGAUUUCGUCUACGAGAACAAGCACGUCUUCAAGGACAAGGUUGUUCUGGAUGUUGGCUGUGGAACUGGUAUCCUGUCCAUGUUCUGCGCCAAGGCUGGAGCGAAGAAGGUCAUCUCGGUUGACAACUCGAACAUCAUCGACCGGGCCAAGGAAAUUGUGUACGACAAUGGCCUCGGAGACGUCAUCACUUGCAUCCGCGGCAAGAUCGAAGAGGUCACCUUGCCGGUGGAGAAGGUCGACAUCAUCAUCUCCGAAUGGAUGGGCUACGCCCUCCUAUUCGAGGCCAUGUUUGAUUCCGUCAUCUACGCCAGGGACCGUUACCUCGCCCCCGAUGGUCUCAUGGUCCCCUCGCACGCCACGCUCCGGAUUGCUCCUUACGCCGACCCGGAUUUCAUUGCAUCCCACAUUUCCUUCUGGAAUAAUGUCUAUGGAUUCAAGAUGAACAGCAUGAAGUUGAACAUCUAUGACGAGGCUCUCGUUCGCAGCAAUCAGCCCACAUCCAUUGCUGGUGACUCGGCCGUGUUCUUGCCGCUGCCCCUGCACACAAUCACCGUCGACGAACUGACCUUCCUGAAGGACUUCCAGGUCACUCUCAAGGAGGAUAUUGACGCGCUUGAUGGCUGGGCUAUCUGGUUCGAUAUCUUCUUCAUGCCCUCCAGGGACUCGACCGUCCCCGAUAAUGCGGUGCCCUCGGACAUGCAGAAGAAGGGCAUUGUGGCCUUUACCACCGGCCCUGAUGGAACUGAGACUCAUUGGAUGCAGACCAUAUGUCUCAUCGAUCACGGAAAACAUCAAGCCAAGCCUCUCAAGAAGGGACAGGUCAUCAACGGCAAGAUUGGUUACGAGAAGAAAGAAAAGGGAUCUCGCCUGCUGGACCUUGCCAUCGAGUGGCAAGACGAGAACACCAAGAGUGGCCAGCACUGGUCCCUCCAAUAA